This is a messenger RNA of Theobroma umbraticum, 1410 nucleotides long. It is a transcript of the gene SBI1, whose product is annotated as Leucine carboxyl methyltransferase. Gene Ontology annotation, biological process: methylation. Gene Ontology annotation, molecular function: methyltransferase activity. Lineage: Eukaryota; Viridiplantae; Streptophyta; Magnoliopsida; Malvales; Malvaceae. The record is from RefSeq and is a predicted model, not a curated record.
AUGGCGAAUUCGGCGGCUGAUUCGCGGAGCAACAGGACGGCGGUUCAAGCCACCAACGACGACGCUUCAGCCAGUAAACUGUCAUGUGUUAAAAAGGGAUACAUGAAAGAUGACUACAUCCAUUUGUUUGUUAGAAGACCUGUGAGGAGAUCUCCUAUAAUUAACCGUGGUUAUUUUGCUCGUUGGGCUGCUCUGAGGAAGCUUCUCUAUCAGUUUCUUGAUUGUGAAGGAUGUAAUGGUGAAAAGGGUCAUACGAAGAAGCAGAUACUAUCACUUGGUGCUGGGUUUGAUACGACAUAUUUUCAGUUGCAGGAUGAGGGAAAAGCUGCAUAUCUAUAUGUGGAACUGGAUUUUAAAGAGGUAACUAGUAAAAAGGCUUCCCUUAUUGAAUCCUGCAGUCAGUUGAGGGACAAAGUGGGUGCAACGGCAUCAAUCUCACUAGAGAAUGGAGAAGUGCUUAGUGAUCAGUACAAGCUACUUCCAGUUGAUUUGCGUGACAUACAGAAAUUAGAUGAUGUCAUAUCUCUGGCAAAUAUGGACCCUGGUCUGCCAACAUUUGUAAUUGCAGAAUGCGUUUUAAUAUACCUGGAUCCAGAUUCAAGCCGUUCUAUUGUUGGUUGGGCAUCGAAAACAUUUUCAACAGCAAUAUUUUUCUUAUAUGAGCAGAUUCAUCCAGAUGAUGCUUUUGGGCAGCAAAUGAUAAGAAAUUUGGAGAGUCGAGGCUGUGCACUUUUGGGUAUUUAUGCUACACCAACUUUGCUUGCAAAGGAAAAACUAUUUCUUGAUCAGGGUUGGCAGAAAGCUGUUGCCUGGGACAUGCUGAGAGUUUAUAGUGAAUUUGUUGAUGCCCGUGAAAGACACAGAAUUGAGCCACUGGAAUUGUUCGAUGAAUUUGAAGAAUGGCAUAUGAUGCAGGAGCACUAUUGUGUUGCAUAUGCAAUCAAUGAUGCCAUGGGGUGGUAUGGGAAAUUUGGGUUUCCUGAUGACCAGCAGAAUGUGCCGAACACCUCCCCAGCUGCAUCCCCAUUAGGCCACGAGGCUGCUCCACGUCAUACUUCUCUCGCCAACUUCAGAUAAAUAAUUAGUAGCAGAGAAGCACGUGUGACUGACACGUGCCUGUUAAACGAGUGGGGUUCUUGUCUGGUAAAAAAGGGCCUCUCCGCCAAGUUAGUCUUUAGCUCUAAAAAGUCUCCAAAAGGUUUUAUGACUUGAGUGGCUGCGUCUGUGUGUAAUUUGUUUUUGUUUGACUCGAGGAAAAACAGAUCCUUUUCUUUCUUCUGCUAGCUGUUUGGCAAAAGAAAACGUGGUGGGACCCAAACAGCACCAAAAGUGUCUCAUACGCCCUUGUUACUGUGGGUUCAGAAUCAUGUGGAGAUACACAUUCAUUGGUUGGUUGCUUUUGCUUCUCAA